Messenger RNA from Acaromyces ingoldii, 1229 nucleotides. RefSeq names its product acetolactate synthase. Gene Ontology annotation, molecular function: acetolactate synthase regulator activity. Gene Ontology annotation, biological process: branched-chain amino acid biosynthetic process. The coding region runs from base 11 to 1123 and encodes 370 amino acids. NCBI's taxonomy places the organism in Eukaryota, Fungi, Basidiomycota, Exobasidiomycetes, Exobasidiales, Cryptobasidiaceae. Gene Ontology annotation, cellular component: mitochondrial nucleoid; acetolactate synthase complex. The transcript is spliced from 2 exons. The record is from RefSeq and is a predicted model, not a curated record.
GAAGACGACGAUGAUGAACACCUUGGGAAGGGCGAUUCGGCCUGCCCUUCGGGGCGGGAGCGAAGCGCUCACGACAGCCUCGCGGCGCCACAUGAGUGCCUCCUCGACGCUGCUGAAGAGUGGCACACCCAAGACGGACAAUCACCGGGACGAUGGCCCAGGCGCUCGUUCGAAUGACAGCACCUCCGCACUCGACUACAAGCUUUCCCACCGUCUUCGAAAGCUGCCCCCGCUCCCUUCGCUCGAGCCACCGACAAUGGAUGCGUCUGAAGCCGUGUCCAACAUCCUCUACAACACCCCCGCGCCGUCCAAGCAGCCCUUUAAGCGCCACAUCCUCAACACGCUCGUGCAAAACGAGCCGGGUGUCCUGUCGCGUGUCUCGGGUACCUUGGCCGCCAGGGGCUUCAACAUCGACAGCCUCGUCGUGUGCGCGACUGAGAUCCGGGAUCUCUCGCGGAUGUGCAUCGUCUUGCGCGGGCAGGACGGCGUCGUGGAGCAGGCGCGUCGCCAGCUCGAGGACCUGGUGCCCGUCUGGGCUGUGCUCGACUACACGCAGAACCACGUCAUCGAGCGCGAGCUGAUGCUCGUCAAGGUCAGCAUCCUCGGCCCCGAAUACUUUGAAGAGAGCCAGUACGGCCUAAGCGGCCCGGCGGCCCAGCAGACGAACCAACACAUCCCUCCCGAAUUGCUGGCAGAGCGAAGACAAGGCAGCCAGAGCGGCCUUCAACGGCCGCCGGCUCCCCAAGACCCUGCCACGGACGCGGCAGCUGCCGUCGGGCAGCAGGCCGCCAGCGUCAAUGUCCACGCAGCGCCGGCCAUGUCGCCGACGGAAGCUCUGCGCGUCAAGUCGGACAACAUGCGCAGCGUCAUUGCCCUCGCCGAGCAGUUCCAGGGCCGCGUCGUCGAUGUGAGCUCGACGAGCGUCAUUGUCGAAAUCAGCGCAAAGAGCAGCCGGUGCGAUGCCUUCCUCAAGCUCGUGCGGCCCUUUGGCCUGCUCGAGUGUGCCCGCAGUGGAACGAUGGUCCUGCCCCGCUCGCCAAUCACCUCUUCGUGGACUGGCAAUGACGAUCUGACCGAGGAAGAAGCCGCAGAGGUCGACGCCAGCCUCCUUCCUCCUGGCUGAUCGCGUCACUCUCACACAUACAGAGCUUGCAUUCAAUGUAUUCGUCUGAUACUCGUCAAUCAGCCCAUUGGUAUUUUGGUUCUGCCUAGCAAAGCCCGCCAAGUGC